AAACGAUGAUGAUGAUGAUGGUAGCAAAAUCUCUACAGCAUCUUACAAAAUAGUUUACAUAUUUGUUCCAGCUGUACAUUUUGAAUUCAAAUCCUGCUGAGUGUGGAAAUCUGCUCAAAGAUUAGACCAGUGGCAUUCAGACAGAAAUAUCUCCACUGAUGAGAGGAUUCAACACUAUUUGGACAUUGCCUGCUAUCUUUUAAACAAACAACAAUGUGAUUGGUCUGCUCUGAGAUACUUUGAUGUCAUUGUAUAAAACAAGCCAAAGAAAUCAACUUUCCAAAUAAAAUUAUUUAAUCUUUCACUUGAUAUUUGAAGUAUGCGCAUUCUCUCGGUAACAAACCACUCCGAAAACAGCCCAGAAUAUAUUUGUUUACUGCCGUAAUGUCAACAUCUCGACUCCAUAAACAAUGAAAACAUCUUUCUUUGAUAUCUGCUGAAAUACAAUGAAGUAAUAUUAUAAGUAUACAUAUGCUUUUUUAAUGUUCGGAGAAGCUAUGAGAUAUCAGGUUUAAAGUUGACAGUCUGGAAAAAACUUCAAAGAUGACCUAAAAUAAAUCAUUUUCACCCUGGCUAUAUAAACUUUAAGCAAAUACUACAGCAGCCUGGAGUAACAAUUAAACACCAAAAACUAAUUGGAUUUAUCAUGGAAUAAGAAGAGUUUAGUAUUUCAAUGCUGUGAUCAUAGAGUAAAUUUAAAAUAACAUGCUGACUUAUAAAUUUCGAAUAUCCAAAACAGUGCUUUUCUUUUUGGUAAUAUUUUCCAUAUUUUUCUUUUUUGUUAAUAAUGUCCUUUUAUCCGAACCAAACAUGCAAGCUCUCGACUAUAUCACAGAUAGAAGGCAAAUAAAUGCCAAGCAAGCUGCAAAUGCAAAAUCUCACAGAGAACUCAGUAGUUAUGACUCGCAGGCAAGAGUCCAGUGGUUAGAGCGGAAGCCGAAAGCUCAUAUUAUUACUGCUGAUGAUAAAAAAUUGGUUAAAAUCCAUGGAUUGAAAACUGCAGACAAAAAUCUUAGAUUUAAGAAGACUCUUAAUAAAACAUAUAAAGACAACUUUAAUAAAAAUGAGAGUGAAGAAUCGGAAAUGAGUGAAUAUAGUGUGAACAUGGAAUCAACUCUUGAGGAUGAUGUUGAUUACAAUAACGAUGUAUAUACAGAGGAUAAUUACUACAACAAUGUAGCAGAAAAUACCAUUGUCAAAGAAAAAGAAAUUGACAAAAUAGGAACUAUUGGUUUGAACAAACCAUUAUUAAAAUUUAAGUCAUUUGAGACUUUGCCAAAAAAUUCCACCAGUAAACAACUCAAAGUUUCAGAUGUUGACAAAGAAAAUGGAAAAGAAUUGGUUAAAAGUUUCCAGAAAAUCUCAUCACCAUCCCCGCAGGACUUACCAAUUAGUAAUGGAAUAUUUUGGUCUUCAGCAAUUGAAAAUCUUGUGCCAAAAGGAUCCCCAUCCAGAAAACUAGAGAAAGAACUGCAGAAAAUUAAAACCACACCAGUCCGUGUUCUUCAACCUCCAACUUGGAAUAAAUGUGGCCGUCCAAAGAAUGGAUUAGUUCUGCUGGAAGACAACACUUACCUGUGUGCCCGUUACAGGGACCCUCACAAUAAAUUGGUAUUAGGUGAAGUACUGUCUUUCUAUCUAUCCCGGCUUCUUGGACUUGAUAAUGUCCCAAUUGUUAGUCUCUCUAAAGUGAAUCAUUCUUCUGUUCAAUGGAAAGGAAUAAACUUCAGCAAACUUCAAUGGACUGAAGGGAAUUUGGUUGCCCUUAUCCAAUGGAUUCCGGGUAUUUCAACAGUAAGAUCUCAUGUGCAAAUGCCAGAAAUAAUAUACAAAGCAUACCUCCAAGGAAAACCUUUGACUGGAUCUCAACUACAGCAAGCUAAACUAAAUAAAACUACUCUCUCAGAUAUUGUUCAAUGGGGAAGCAUGAUUAUUUUUGACUUCCUAACAGCAAACUAUGAUAGAGUUGCCAGUAUGCAAGAUGCUGCUUUGAAAGAAAAACGUCCCAGCAUUCUUCAGGAACAUAUUCGCAAUCUUCGAAAAUCUCCAACAAGCGGCAAAUUCUGGUUAAUCGAUAACGAGAGUGGUUUACUGGAUGCUUAUGAUUUACUUUAUCGCGACAAAAUAAGUGGGAAGAAUUUUGUUUCAUUCCACCAACAAAUGCUGAAGACAAUGUGCAUAUUUCAGAAAUCCGUUGCCGACUCACUUCAGACACUGAAGAGCUUAUCAGCCCCUCACUUAAAACUCGAAGACUUUGCUCGAUAUCAUGAACCUUUAUUAAACAAAAUACCAAAGGACUACACAUAUUCUCUGUUCAAGUCAAUGUUCUCAAAAAGAUUAGCUGAAGUUUCAAAUUGGAUUGAGUACUGUAAGACAAGAUGACAAAUACAUUCUACUAUAGACUGAAGAAACAUGUACAUACAAUAUUGUGAAAUAAUACAAAUGUAAAUAUUGAUAAUAAUAAUUAUUGGCCAUUGAAAAAAAGAGAAAAACUAAAAAUAAUAAAUUAUUUGUGUCACAUGA
Messenger RNA from Octopus sinensis (East Asian common octopus), 2523 nucleotides. Its product is annotated as four-jointed box protein 1. Lineage: Eukaryota; Metazoa; Mollusca; Cephalopoda; Octopoda; Octopodidae. The record is from RefSeq and is a predicted model, not a curated record. The transcript has 6 exons. Gene Ontology annotation, biological process: cell-cell signaling. The coding region runs from base 706 to 2382 and encodes 558 amino acids.